This is a messenger RNA of Nilaparvata lugens (brown planthopper), 290 nucleotides long. RefSeq lists its product as uncharacterized. The record is from RefSeq and is a predicted model, not a curated record. NCBI's taxonomy places the organism in Eukaryota, Metazoa, Arthropoda, Insecta, Hemiptera, Delphacidae. The transcript is spliced from 2 exons. Bases 106 to 255 code for a protein of 49 amino acids.
AUCCAAAGAUCACUCCUGUUUCCAAGUCCGUUGGUAGAGGAUCACUAUCGAAUUCCGAAGAUAUCAUUCCAUGUUUUCAAAGCAAUUGAAUCUGUUUAUGUGUCGAUGAAUUGGUUCGACUAUCAGCCAGCUAAUAGGUUUCUCCCGACCGUUAGGUUGGAUAAAAAUUUAUGCACUAGGAAGGGAAGCAGACUUGGAAACGCGGGUAACCAUCUGGAACUACAGGUUCUGACACUCAUUCACAACGUGCCAUAGUAAGUUCAAUUUCAACAUGUAUAUUUUAUUUUGAA